AUGUCGCAAAAUAGGCCUGGAGGAGUCUUCUCUGGCUUGCGCAUGGGCGAGGUGGUACGAGAGAAGGUGCAGGAUGGCCUCACGGGCGAGACAAGAGAGAUGCAAUAUACACAGUGCAAGAUCGUGGGCAACGGUUCCUUUGGUGUAGUGUUUCAGACAAAGUUGUCGCCUAGCGGGGAGGAUGCGGCGAUCAAGCGAGUCCUACAAGACAAACGGUUCAAGAACCGUGAGUUGCAGAUCAUGCGCAUUGUCCGACAUCCGAAUAUCGUAGAGUUGAAAGCAUUCUACUACUCAAAUGGAGAACGGAAAGAUGAAGUUUACCUCAAUCUCGUUCUCGAAUACGUCCCAGAGACAGUCUACCGCGCCUCCCGCUACUUCAACAAACUGAAGACAACCAUGCCCAUUUUGGAGGUCAAGCUCUAUAUCUACCAGCUCUUCCGGUCCCUGGCCUACAUCCACUCACAAGGAAUCUGUCACCGAGACAUCAAACCGCAGAACCUCUUACUUGACCCGGCAACGGGCGUGUUGAAGUUGUGUGAUUUCGGCAGCGCAAAGAUCUUGGUCGAGAACGAGCCCAAUGUUUCCUACAUUUGCUCUCGUUACUACCGCGCUCCGGAGUUGAUCUUUGGUGCCACAAAUUACACUACCAAGAUCGAUGUUUGGUCAACGGGCUGUGUUAUGGCCGAACUGAUGUUGGGUCAACCAUUGUUCCCAGGAGAGUCGGGCAUAGAUCAACUUGUCGAGAUCAUCAAAGUCCUCGGGACCCCGACCAGGGACCAAAUUCGCACCAUGAACCCAAAUUAUAUGGAGCACAAAUUCCCCCAGAUCAAGCCUCAUCCGUUUAAUAAGGUUUUUCGGAAGGCAUCCCCCGACGCGAUCGAGUUAAUCUCUGCUCUCCUGGAAUAUACCCCGACUCAACGACUGUCUGCCAUCGAAGCCAUGUGCCACCCCUUCUUCGAUGAGCUGAGAGAUCCCAAUACCCGCCUCCCCGACUCGCGUCAUGCUGGUGGAGCACCACGCGAGUUACCCCCUCUGUUUGAUUUCUCUCGACAUGAACUAUCGAUUGCGCCUCACCUCAACUCGAAACUUGUCCCGCCCCAUGCCCGUCCGCUCCUUGCGGCCAAGGGUCUCGACCUGGACAAUUUCACCCCACUUUCCAAGGAGGAAAUGAUGGCUCGACUUGAUUGA
Molecule: messenger RNA, 1188 nt
Organism: Capronia coronata CBS 617.96
Lineage: Eukaryota; Fungi; Ascomycota; Eurotiomycetes; Chaetothyriales; Herpotrichiellaceae
Product: CMGC/GSK protein kinase
Exons: 6
Coding region: 1-1188 (395 amino acids)
Biological process (GO): signal transduction; protein phosphorylation
Cellular component (GO): cytoplasm
Molecular function (GO): protein serine/threonine/tyrosine kinase activity; protein serine/threonine kinase activity; ATP binding
Source: RefSeq, a predicted model, not a curated record